AUGGAGAAAUCGGGCUAUGGCCGGGACGGCGUGUACAGAUCCCUGGGGCCGCCAUUGUUUGUCCCCACAGACCCAAACCUCUCCAUGAUCUCUUUUCUCUUCAGAAACGCUUCCUCUUUUCCCGACAAGCGCGCCCUCAUUGAUUCACACACCGGCGAGACCUUAACCUUCGCCCACCUCAAAUCCGCCGUCUCCAGAGUCGCCCACAGCCUGCUCCAUCUGGGCAUCACCAAGAACGACGUCGUCCUCAUCUUCGCUCCCAACUCUAUUCACUUCCCCCUCAGCUUCUUCGGGAUUGCCGCCGUGGGAGCUAUUACCACCACAGUGAACCCCAUGUACACCACCUCGGAAUUAUCUAAACAGGUAAAGGAUUCCAACGCCAGGCUUAUCAUCACCGUCGAGGAUUUGCUACCGAAGGUGAAGGAUUUUGGCCUGCCAGUCGUUCUACUAAAUUCCCAUGUCAAACCAAGUUCACCCAUUGGGAAAAUCCCGUCCAUCACCUUAUUCACUGACCUACUCAAUAAUGGAGGAGGGUCUCUUGAUUUGGACAGUAAUUUCAAUAAUAUCAAGCAGGAUGAUACUGCUGCGCUGCUGUACUCGUCUGGAACCACCGGCACGAGCAAAGGCGUCGUACUUACUCACCGCAACUUCAUUUCCAGCGCCUUAAUGGUGACCUCGUAUCAAGAAUUGGCAGGUGAAUCGGAUAAUGUUUUCCUGUGUUUUCUGCCGAUGUUCCACGUGUUUGGUCUCGCAGCGAUCCUCUAUUCUCAGCUUCAACGGGGCAAUGCUGUGGUCUCGAUGUCGAGGUUUGAUCUGGAGCUGAUUCUGAAGAUGGUGGAGAAGUAUGGAGUGACACACUUGUGGGUGGUGCCGCCUAUUGUAUUGGGGCUGGCCAAAAGCCCAAUGGUUAAAAAGUACGAUCUGUCGAGUUUGAAGCAGAUAGGGUCGGGGGCGGCCCCCCUUGGGAGGGAGCUGAUGCAGGACUGUGCCAAGAAUUUCCCCGGGGCUGUCCUUGUGCAGGGUUAUGGAAUGACUGAAACCUGUGGCAUUGCAUCUCUUGAGAAUCCAUAUACCGGCCCUCGACAUACUGGCUCGGCUGGAAUACUUGCUCCAGGAGUCGAGGGUCAAAUAGUUAGCGUCGACAAAUCAAAGCCUCUUCCUCCUGGUCAAUUGGGAGAAAUAUGGGUGCGAGGACCCAAUACAAUGAAAGGUUAUUUCAACAAUCCAGAAGCUACUAAGCAUACAAUAGACAAGCAGGGAUGGGUGCAUACUGGAGAUCUCGGGUAUUUUGAUGAAGAGGGUCAGCUCUAUGUUGUCGACCGUAUUAAAGAACUCAUUAAGUACAAAGGUUUUCAGGUUGCACCAGCAGAGCUGGAAGGGCUGCUUGUGUCCCACCCUGAGAUAACAGAUGCUGUUGUAAUUCCGUUUCCUGAUACUGAAGCUGGUGAAGUCCCAAUUGCUUAUGUUGUUGGUGCCCCCAAUAGCUCCCUCACUGAGGAGGAUAUCAAGAAGUUCAUCGCUGACCAGGUGGCGCCCUACAAAAGACUAAAGAAGGUUACAUUCAUAAAUACGGUCCCGAAAUCAGCAUCAGGCAAAAUCCUCAGAAAAGAUCUUAUCGACAAGGUCCGGUCGAAAUUGUAA
Striga hermonthica is the source of this 1641-nucleotide messenger RNA. Lineage: Eukaryota; Viridiplantae; Streptophyta; Magnoliopsida; Lamiales; Orobanchaceae. The record is from the annotation of a GenBank genome assembly.